ACACACACACCACACGCCACACACAGCCCUCAAAUGGACUCCCUCCAGGGCUUUAAUGGCGCUGAUCAUUUGAACCCUCAGGCCAAAGAAUGGAACCCUCUUUUCGAUUGCGCUCCCGAGGAAGAUCGCUGCCUCUUUCUCACUUUCUCCAAUGGAAACCCGCUCUCCGAACACCAAAUUGUUAACUUCUUCACUCGAAAAUACGGGUCGUGCAUCGAAAGGGUAUACGUGCAUUAUCCGGACGGAGGGACUCAAUUGCCAUUGUUUGGGAAGGUGGUAUUUGUUGCAUCUUCAAUACCAGCAAUAAUUCUAGGAGGAAAAGACGAAGCCAAGUUUUCGAUUGAGAGCAAGACGUUAUGGUGUAAGAGAUACGAGGCUCGAAAAACUCGAUUUAGAGUUUAGGGUUUAGGGUUCAGAGCCUCUACGACAAAGAAACUGAGAAGGGGCCGAUUUGAACGUGUUUGGAUCAACCUGAUCUCGAUCAAAAUGUCGAAAGUUUGUUCAUGGUUUGAAAUGGAAGGGUAAUGUCAGUUUCUUUGCUGAAAUAAAGAG
This is a messenger RNA of Cucurbita pepo subsp. pepo (vegetable marrow), 552 nucleotides long. NCBI's taxonomy places the organism in Eukaryota, Viridiplantae, Streptophyta, Magnoliopsida, Cucurbitales, Cucurbitaceae. The record is from RefSeq and is a predicted model, not a curated record.